GCAUCCGACAGCAUCCUCAUUCAAUCCUCUCGGGAAACAAAUGGGUAAGUGAACGAACAACGAGACGAAAACCUCUGCUCAACUUCAGACAAAAGUUACAAAACUUCUCGUCAUCUUCCUCCGCGACCUGACCAGACGAUCGUCCUCCCAGAUAAUUCCAUUAAUUCUUGGGGUCAUCAGUAAUAACAAUGCUAGCUGCUGAAUCAGUCCCCAAUGGAGCUGCAGAACCUCCUCCUUCUCCUCAGGCUGGUUUCCAAAAUCUGAAGACAGUAAAUGAAGAAGCUACCGACCUGGAACCUACUGGGAGGCGCCCAGACAUAUCACUUCAGAUACCCCGAAGGCCUGUGGGUUUUGGCAGUAGCCGUAGCGGAAAGGGUUUACUGCAGUCUCAAGGUUCCUUUAAGGGCAGCUCGCUAUCAGGGGGCCUUUUCCGGGGUUUAAGCUUCAAGAGAAAAGGCAAUCAACCGGAUGGUGAGAGAAGCUCCCUCCUUAAUUCAGACCCCAGUAGAGAUCCUGAAAGAUGUACCUCUCUUCCUGUUACACCGAUAUCAAAUUUGUCCGCCUCUGUUGCUACACCCAGCUCUGCGAGGAUGUAUAAUGAAGUGCACAAGCCACGUGAAGUCAUCCAACUGAAAGAGAUGGUUGUGAUUAAUUGUGUGCAGAAAGAAACUACAACAGUUUUGAGGUCCCUUUCCAUGCCUGGAUGUAAUAAAGUCAUUGUAAGAUCCGUAUCUUUUGCAACUCGAAAUGAGCAGACUCAAGCAGAUCCUAGUGAUGAUCAAAUAACUCCAGUUCCAGUGGAGGCCAAUGAUGAAGAAAUUCCUGAAGAAGAAGCAGUGUGCAGGAUAUGUCUUGAUGUAUGUGAUGAACAAAAUACGCUCAAAAUGGAAUGUUUUUGCAAAGGUGCUCUUAGACUUCUACAUGAAGAGUGUGCCAUUAAGUGGUUCAGCACAAAAGGAAACAAGAAAUGUGAUGUAUGUGGUCAAGAGGUUCAGAAUUUACCUGUAACAUUGCUUCGGGUGCAGAGCACUGCUCAAAGGGGUAGUGGACAGCAGCGCAACCAACAGGGUUUGCAUCCAGAAACGAUAAGUGCCUGGCAGGACUUUGUGGUACUGGUCUUGAUUAGCACAAUAUGCUAUUUCUUCUUCCUUGAGCAGCUACUGAUUCGUGACUUGAAAACUAGAGCGAUUGUAAUUACAGCACCGUUUGCAUUUACAUUGGGUCUCUUGGCAUCCACAUUCGCCAUCAUCCUUGCAAUCAGGGAGUACAUAUGGACAUAUGCAGCUCUGGAGUUUGCGCUUGUCGCCCUCAUCGUCCACCUGUUCUACAGCUUACUUCAUCUGAUGGCCAUUUACGCGAUAUUGCUUGCUGCAGUGUUGGGUUUCGGAAUAGCGAUGAGCCUCAACUCAUUGUACAUGAAAUAUUUCACCUGGAGAGUUCAAGUUGCACAAUCUCAAAGCUCUAGCCCUGUAUGACUCAUUCCUGGAUUUAACAGUUGCACCAUAUGACUUGUAGCAAAAGAGUCAGACUGCUAAAUGUGGCAUCCUUUGUCUUUAUGUUCAUAAUUUUUUUACUUAAAGUUUUGUAAACAAUGUUGCGCCAUUGGGGCGGGGGAAUGGAGGAAGACGACCUCGAGUACAAGGGUAGAUGCUCUUGAACCACCUUGGUUUGGUUAAAGGACGUAACAUGUACAAGUUAAAGCAAGCACUAUUGGUUUGCUUUUAUGAGCUCAAACCCGUAACUCCGAACAAUGAGAGCUCAAACUCAUUGGUGGUUUCUAUUGGAUUGGAUCGGAUUGGAUUGGAUAAGCCACCGCAUUCUAGGUAUACUGAUGCCAGAAAUGGAUGUCGACUUUGAAACCUUGUUCAAGCUAAGGGUGGAAGAUAAAUUAGACGUGAAGAAAACUUAUUGCGUCCUCCUUGGUAGGAUUGGAAGUGCGACGUUUCCUUCACUAGUCCAUCUUCUACUUUAAACUUGGAUACGAUUGGAAGUGGAUAUCCAUUUCUUCCUUCAACAUAAUCCAAUCCAAUCCAAUCCAAUACGCACCAAACUAGGCCUAAAAGUACAAGAUUUAUAACGUCGAAAAUCGUAAGUUGAUCUAUCUAAUAGCAUCAUCGUCCCUCCCGAGUAAUCAAGAAUAUUCUUAUGGUAAAAAAAAUAAUUUACGUUACAGUAAGCAAAUCUUUACAUGCAGUAAACAGUAACUAGCUACAUCACCCGGUAAAAAAGGGAGAACAAAGAAAUCUUCUCACAUAUUUGCAAGUAGCACGGUUAUAUACAACAUGGAGAUAUUUACAGGGAAAAUAUACAAAAGAAAACUCAAUUAGUAAUGCACAUUAUUGCAACGAAAAUGCCUAACCGUAUAAAGAAAGAAAGAUAUUUGAA
This is a messenger RNA of Pyrus x bretschneideri (Chinese white pear), 2385 nucleotides long. RefSeq lists its product as uncharacterized. The transcript is spliced from 9 exons. NCBI's taxonomy places the organism in Eukaryota, Viridiplantae, Streptophyta, Magnoliopsida, Rosales, Rosaceae. The record is from RefSeq and is a predicted model, not a curated record. Gene Ontology annotation, molecular function: zinc ion binding. Bases 189 to 1475 code for a protein of 428 amino acids.